CGGCAGCGAGGAUAGCUAGGUCCGGAUCCUGAUGGGCACAGGGCGUGCGGGAAGGUCUGGAGGUGCCCGUGGAGGUGUUCUGCUCAUACUUUAGGGGGUUAUUUCUUAAACUCUUAGGGUUUUGUUUUUGUUUUUAAUCAUCCGUUGGGAGUCUGAGAUUCUCUUACUCCCAGAGAGGCUCCUUUCCCUUUCUUGCACCUUUUCCUCUACAGACUUUACUUUUAUUAUGCUGGUUAGACUCUUGGUCCUCCGUCCCCCGGACGUCUUGCCGUUUUAUUUGGCUUUAGUUGUUUUCUUCGGGAGAAUUCCAGCAUCCGAGUGAUCUUUCUCUAGCAGACCCCCCACCCCCACCUUGCCUCCAUCUUGGUUCUCUGGGGGAGACCAGCUCAUCACUGCCGCAGUCCGAGAAAUGGAGCAUGACCGCUCUCGGGAAUCCCCAUCGCGGGAAGGCAGUUCCUUGCCGGGAGAGUGGCCUUCCUCGGCCCUCGGACAGUCCUUCUCCCAGAUUUUGCACCGCCUUACCAGCCAGGAGUCCCGACGGGGCAAGGGCAAAAGUGCAGUUCAGGACCUCGGUGCUCUCAUAGAAGCCACAGAACGCGAUCAGUUUUUUGAGGGGAGUGGCACAUCGCUCCACGGAAUGCCCGAAGUGCUGGGGCAGGUGGCAAAAGCCCUGGAGAAGUAUGCAGCCCCACCCAAGGAGCAGGAAGGUAGAGGUCAUGGUUACUCUGAAGUGGCCGAGAAAGCGGCAGCAGUUGGCUUAGUGUUUCUUAAACUCUUGGGGAAAUUUGAGGCGGCCAAGAAUUCCUUGGUUUGCCCUAAGUGGAAGACAGGCCUACGUGACUUGGCAGGACCCAUCUAUAUUUUUGCGGUCACACACAGCUUGGAGCAACCAUGGACCAGCCCAAGAUCCCAUGACGUUGCUGGAGAGGUGCUCGCCUUACUCCUUCAAGUUACUGAGUGUGGUUCUGUGGCAGGAUUUCUGCACGGAGAAAAUGAAGAUGAGAAAGGGAGAUUUAUUUUAAUAAUGGAGCUUCUUAAACCCGAUUUGAAUAAAGAAUCCUGGAAGAAUAACCCUGCCACAAAACAUGUUUUCUCAUGGACUCUGCAGCAGGUCUCUCGACCCUGGCUGAACCAACAUCUGGAGAGGAUACUUCCCCCAUCGCUGCUCAUCUCGGAUGACUAUCAAACAGAGAACAAAAUACUGGGUGUCCACUGCCUCCGUCACAUCGUGCUUAAUGUGCCAGCUGCUGAUUUGCUCCAGUAUAACAGAGCCCAGGUCCUCUACCACGCCCUUUUCAACCACCUGUACACACCGGAGUACCGCCUCAUCCAGGCUGUGCUCUCGUGUCUGCUGGACUUCUUCCCCGUCUUGGAGAAAGGCCUGCACUGGAAGGGAGGUGGGGCUCGACCCACCACACACUGUGACGAGGUGCUGCAGUUGAUCCUGACCCACAUGGAGCCAGAGCACCGCCUUCUCUUACGUAGGACCUAUGCAAGAAACCUGCCAGCGUUUGUGAAGAGGUUGGGGAUCCUAACUGUCCGGCACUUGAAGAGGCUGGAGCGAGUCAUCAUCAGCUACCUGGAGGUUUACGAUGGGCCAGAGGAGGAGGCUAGACUGAAGACACUGGAAACCUUAAAACUUCUCAUGCAGUACACUUGGCCCAGAGUUUCCUGUAGACGUGUGGUCUUAUUGAAGGCUCUCUUGAAACUGAUCUGUGAUGUAGCAAGGGAUCCAAACCUUACACCUGAGCCUGUUAAGAGCGCCUUGUUAGAAGAGGCCACAGAUUGCCUGAUUCUCCUGGACCACUGUUGUCAAGGACAAGUGAAGUUUUCAAGUCCUGGAUCCAAUCUAAUUUGCAUCGGCUGGGAUCAGUCUGCUGCUUCCUGAGCCAGCAGGACAUCUGCCUACAUGCCAACACAGCUUUUAAAGUUACACCUGUUCCAUGAACUGUUCCCUAGUCUCAUCCAUUCUUUCUCUUUGAACAUGGUACCGAGAAACAAGAACCGAGGUAAAAGGAACAGAAGUAUCAAUUAAAAAGAAAAAGCCUGUUUGGUUUCAUAUUUCAGGGUCUCCUGGUCAAAAUUCUCCAAAGCUGUGAAGACACCAAGGUGGUGAACUGUAUCAGAAAAGUCCAGCAGGUUUCUGAAGGCACGCCUUACGAUGGAACUUAAGAUUUGUCUUACUUUCCUAAAACAGGAAGACUUUUCUUC
This is a messenger RNA of Felis catus (domestic cat), 2211 nucleotides long. RefSeq names its product TELO2 interacting protein 2 (gene TTI2). The coding region runs from base 410 to 1888 and encodes 492 amino acids. The record is from RefSeq and is a predicted model, not a curated record. Gene Ontology annotation, cellular component: centrosome; nucleoplasm; cytosol. The transcript has 7 exons. NCBI's taxonomy places the organism in Eukaryota, Metazoa, Chordata, Mammalia, Carnivora, Felidae.